This is a messenger RNA of Vicia villosa (hairy vetch), 733 nucleotides long. RefSeq lists its product as uncharacterized. Bases 34 to 585 code for a protein of 183 amino acids. NCBI's taxonomy places the organism in Eukaryota, Viridiplantae, Streptophyta, Magnoliopsida, Fabales, Fabaceae. Gene Ontology annotation, molecular function: electron transfer activity. The record is from RefSeq and is a predicted model, not a curated record. The transcript has 2 exons.
UUGCUUUACUUAGAAGCAGCUAAUUAAGAAACAAUGGCCUCCACCACCAACUGUGUUCAUGUACUCACCUUAUUUGUUAUAGUAACCACUUCAAUGUUUACGGUUACUAUAGCAAACAAGGACUGGCCCUCCUUUGGCAACUUUAACUACACUGAUUGGUGGUCUAGAUUUGGAAACCAUAAUCAUCAAAUGAAUAAGACACAACAAGAAUCCAAAAACAUCAUCGUUGGUGGCUCUCAAAAUUGGCAGUUUGGCUAUAACUACUCCGAUUGGGCUAUCAAGAGUGGUCCUUUCUACCUCAAUGAUACUCUCGUUUUCAAAUAUGAUGCUCCAAAUGCAACUACUUUCCCACAUAGCGUUUAUAUGUAUUCAAGUUGGAAGAGCUUCAUGAAGUGUGAUGUUAAGAAGGCUAAGAUGCUUGCCAAUCACACACAAGGCGUUGGAAAGGGAUUCAAGUUCGUGUUAAACAAAUGGAAGCCUUAUUACUUUUCAUGCGGUGAGAAAAAUGGAUUACAUUGCAACAUUGGACAAAUGAAGUUCUCUAUUAUGCCAAUGAUGCGACCUUUCUGGCCAUCACGGCCUUGAGAAAAAAUUAUAUGUUUACAACAUCUUGCUAUACCUAGCUAGAUUUUGUAAAUGUGGAAACACAUUGAGCUUUUGAGUUUUAUUGUUUUCUCUUCUUAAUUUUUAAUAUAUGUUUUAAUAAAUUAAAAUAAAGAGUGGUUUUCUUGGU